AUGAAGAACUGGACUGAGAAGGUCCGAUCGGAAUCUCAAUCGGAGAAGGCGGUGGAAACAACCGGCGGCGGUGGUUAUGAAACUAUCAUGGUUAAGUCCAAAUCCGCGUGGCACUUCCAAGCAAUCCCAUUGGCCAGUCUAAAACGCCAGACUGUCUCGUUGCGUUUGAUUGGUUCCUCAUAUGGCACUGGGCCCACGCCGGCUCAUCCUCCGCCGUCGCCGCUUUUUCCUCAUCCGUCAAAUUCUCCCCUUCUCACCCUCCCCCCUUCUCAAUUCCCUAAAUGCACAUUUUCUCCCCAUCGAACCCCUCUCAAUCACCCUAAAUGCACCUUCCGUUCCGAAAACCCCCUUCCUCAAAACGCCGUCGUUUCAAAACCUUCUCCUCUCGAAAUACUCAAAACCUCUUCAGUUGACAGAUAUACAAAGGAGAAGAGCAGUAUCAUUGUUAUUGGACUCAAUGUUCAUACUGCUCCGGUUGAAAUGCGUGAGAAGCUUUCUAUUCCAGAAGCACAAUGGCCUCAAGUUAUUCAGGAGCUUUGUGCUCUUAAUCACAUAGAAGAAGCUGUUGUUCUCAGAUGAUGAAUUGAGGAUCGAGGAUAGACUCUAUAUCUAAGAGGAUCGAGGAAUUGCGAGACAAAGAACUUCAGCCACAACUUGAGGAGUUAAUUGAAGGAUGGGUCUAUGAAGGAGUAAUAGAUGAUCCUUAUGGUGAAUUUUUCAUCGCAGAAGACAAAUCUCUUCAAAAGGUACAUAAUAAAAUUUAGUCACUUAUAGUUAUUGGAUUUUUCAUGAUUACACUGGGGAUUUCUUAGUGCAUUUUAUGGAUAUUCCUCGAGAUGAGCUGGCCAAAAAACCUGAUGAAGUAUCAAUUGAGAAGCUGCAGGUAUAGUUAUGGGAUGUUAUUUACUUUACUAAUUACUUUCUUCUAGUAAAUUUCAUUUGUCACCUGCCUAUUUUGAUUUUGAAAGGGGGCUUUACUCUAACUUUCCUUUAUCUUUUGUUUGCU
Vicia villosa (hairy vetch) is the source of this 1006-nucleotide messenger RNA. RefSeq lists its product as uncharacterized. The record is from RefSeq and is a predicted model, not a curated record. Gene Ontology annotation, molecular function: NADP binding; glutamyl-tRNA reductase (NADP+) activity. NCBI's taxonomy places the organism in Eukaryota, Viridiplantae, Streptophyta, Magnoliopsida, Fabales, Fabaceae. The transcript has 6 exons. The coding region runs from base 1 to 579 and encodes 192 amino acids. Gene Ontology annotation, biological process: tetrapyrrole biosynthetic process.